UGAUGGAGUGAGCUGGAGGAAGAUGCACUUUUAGACUGGAAUUGCGGUGAGCUGUGGAGAGUCAUCAGAGCGGCACACUGGCUGGAGCAGCGGUGGGCGGGACCAGAGGAAGUGUGGUGGAGGAGAGAGGAAUUUAAAGGUCUCAUUGUUCUGGGCGCAGCAGAGGCAGUCUGAGCAGAGUUUACACGUGCCAUUGAGAAGAUGAGUGUUCGCUCUACACCAGCAGGACGUCCAGCACGGUGCCUCAUCUGUAAAGACAAAUGCUUGGGGCUUCAGGAACAUUCUUGGAGGAAAGCCUGUACGGUUUGUGGCUGCAACACGGUCGACCAUGUUCCUGGCACCGAUGCUGACGACGACCAAAGAAUGGGCCGCCUGCUCGCAGACUCACCCUGCGCUCACCUGACGGCCAAGGUCAAAGGUGGUGGGGGCCUCCGCAUGUACAAGAGGAACCGCAUGAUCGUCACCAACCCGGUGGUGUCGCGCAAAGACCCGACAUUCAACACCACCACUUACGACUGGGCGCCAGCAAGCCUCAGCCAGAAGCUUGCUAUGAGGUACAUGGAACUCCUGCCAAAGAACCAGCGUCCAGUAUCCGGCACUGAGGGGGCUCUGCGGCGUCGCAGGCAGCUCCUCAGCCAACUUCCUGUCUACGACCUGGACCCCAUGAAGUGCCAGAGUCUGGGCAGCGAGGAUGAGAUCUCCUCCAUGCUGCUCUUUGUCCAGCACUACAAGCGGGAGGUGUUGGGGGUUGGCGAGGUGGGCUUACCUGGCGAGGGCGGAGCCCUGAUCCAAGCAGCCAAUCAGAGAGCAGCCAAAGAUGCCCAAGAGCUUGCCGGUGACAGCUGGGAUGAGCAUCCGGGAACCAACAAUAACACUGCUUCUGAUGCGGACAAGCAAUAUAUGUGCAGCGGUUGUCAUGGGGUCAUUUCCAGUGAGAUUCCAGUUGUAUUUGCUGAGCGUGCAGGUUAUAAGGAGGCCAUCUGGCACCCCACCUGCUUCGUGUGCUGGCAGUGUAAAGAGGGUCUGGUGGACCUGGUCUACUUCUGGUCCAAUCAGAAGCUGCUCUGCGGACGACACUACUGCCAGAGCAUCCGGCCACGCUGCAGCGGCUGUGAUGAGCUGAUCUUCACCGCCUCGUUCCACACGGCGAGCGACGGACAAACCUGGCAUCCUCAUCAUUACUGCUGCUGGAGAUGUGGACAGAACCUGGACACACCCUGUCAGCAUUGACAGCGACAUGAACACAACAGACACAGUUGGAACGCAAAGUUCGACUCGCAUACACGAGAACCUACACUAACACACUAGCGUAAGAACAGCUGUAAGAACUGGAACAUUCACGACACAAACUUUAACUGCUCUCGCACAUGAACACAAGCUAAGAAAAGACACUGAUACACAUUCACUUAGAUGCAGAUACAAAACAGCACACAGCAUGACUCGCACACCUGCAUGCAAAAAAACAACUGCACCCUCACAACACGAAGUUUUACUAACAAAUAUAACUGGAAACUACAAGAAAAAUCAGCAGAACUAUAUGAUUUGUACACACACAUGCAGGCAGAGUAACUCAAAGUAAUGUUAGACAUCAUGAACACACAAUCAAGUCACAAAUGCAAACUGACAAAUAUACACAGAGACACACUCAUACUUCACCUCUGACAUAAUGCUUUCCCCAGUCUCUCACCCUUAUCUUAACCAUCCAAAACAAAUGCAAACUUUAACCAGGACUCGAACUUAAACUCCAUUAUAAUGACACAGUUAUUUUGAUGUUUUUACCCUAAAACUCUACGCGGACAUAAGAUCAGUGUCUUGUCAAAGGUCCACACAAGAAUAUUAAUACUGGUACAAUGUCACAUGUUCAAGCUGCCUUGUGUAUAAUUAUUAACACAGUCACAAGUACAAAGCUUUAAAAAAAACAAAGCACAACACAGAUGUGCUAGCAUGCAUUUAAACAACAGUCACUCACAAACUUGCCGCUCAAACAUUACACGCACAUAUACAAAAACAGUUGCACAAAGGAAACGGCUUAACGGCAAAGACACUGACAGGCUGCUGUUUUGACUUUCGGCAUGCUAGCUUUAAAAGACACCCCGAGUGCAUGUGUGCUUUGAGGGAAAGAAGCUGCUCUGCUCUGAGUCUCUGUAAGAUGACUGACUCCACAUAGUUAAGGACACUUGUAUCUGGUCGGUCCCAGUCCAGAGAACAAUCCAGACAGUGUUGGAUGUAGAGAACUGGAAAGUUGAAAAAGGCUGGAAGUUCAAGAGCCAAUAAAUGU
Synchiropus splendidus (mandarinfish) is the source of this 2278-nucleotide messenger RNA. It is a transcript of the gene lmcd1, whose product is annotated as LIM and cysteine-rich domains 1. Lineage: Eukaryota; Metazoa; Chordata; Actinopteri; Syngnathiformes; Callionymidae. The transcript is spliced from 7 exons. The record is from RefSeq and is a predicted model, not a curated record. The coding region runs from base 202 to 1230 and encodes 342 amino acids. Gene Ontology annotation, molecular function: zinc ion binding.